AUGAAUUCAAUUAUUUCUAAUGUGGCAGCAAAAUCACGAAGUUUAAUAGAAAACGUGAAUACCAAUCUUGUCGAAUGUUUCAACAAUGUCAUUGCGAAGUUUAUAGGAGGAAAGCGAAUAAAUUUUGCCUUGAAACGAGGGUACCAAGCAAGGUGUAAUGCUGCAGUCGUAAAAUUUAAUGAAAAGUCAGCCAUAUCGCAUGUGCAUAACACAUUAACAAAUAAAAAUCGUCCCGAAAUGGGACUAACUGUAGUUGUGGAAAAGAAAAGGGAAGAAGCUCAGAAAAGAAAAAACAACUCAGAACGUCCAGUUAGAAAGAAAAUCAGGAAAUUGACAGACGCGAAACAAAAACAAAAUGACUAUGGCCCCGCCAGUUUAGAUCCGGAUAUGUCCCAGUCUGAACUAGAAGUAGCUAAAGAAUAA
Messenger RNA from Parnassius apollo (apollo), 423 nucleotides. The record is from the annotation of a GenBank genome assembly. Lineage: Eukaryota; Metazoa; Arthropoda; Insecta; Lepidoptera; Papilionidae.